Molecule: messenger RNA, 3134 nt
Organism: Menidia menidia (Atlantic silverside)
Lineage: Eukaryota; Metazoa; Chordata; Actinopteri; Atheriniformes; Atherinopsidae
Source: the annotation of a GenBank genome assembly
AUGACCCCUUUCCAGGCCCCGCCCCCCCCCUCUCCCUCCCAAUACCUGCUGGUGCUGCGCGCAGCACCGGGAGUGCGCACUCGCUGCGCCAUGGCCACAGGAGCGUCCGCCAGCGCGUCCCCGCGGCUCCUGAUGGACUAUGAGACCAAGAUUUGGCCGCUGGCCGGCGGGUACGGCCGCUACAACCGCGUCGUGGUGUUGUUCAGCUGGUUCCCCACCUUCGCCGUCACGCUGAACCUCUGCAGCGACGCGUUCUUCACCCUCAUCCCGGAGACCUACCACUGCAAGCCGGACCCGAGCCUGCUGCCCUCCGCCUUCCUCCUCAGCAACUUCUCCAAGCAGGGCUACCUCAACCUGACCAUCCCCUGGGUCAACGGCAGCGGCCUCAGCCACUGCAAGCUGUUCAAGUACCCCCCCAACUCCUCCGACGUGCCGGGGAGGGGCCCGCGGGACACGGUGCCCUGCACCCGGGGGUGGGAGUACUCCGGCGUGGCGGGGCUCCACAGCAACUUCGUCACUGAGUGGAACCUGGUUUGCAGCGAUUACUGGAAGAUCCCCGUGCAGCAUAUCUGCUUCAUGAUGGGAUGGAUUGUGGGAUAUGUCUUUCUUGGUACAUUGUGUGACUGGCUGGGUCGUCGGCGAGGCUUCCUCCUGUCCGUCAGCUUGUCCAGCCUCUUCGGGGUGGCCGUCUGUCUGUCCAGCAGCGCGGUGGGGUUCCUGCUGCUCCGUCUCUGUCAGGGCGGCACGCUGGCCGGCGUGUUUGUGUCCUCAUAUGUUGCCAGGCUGGAGGCGUGUGACCCCCCCCACCGCCUCAUGGCCGCCAUGGUCGGCGGCUUCUUCGCCGUGUCGGCCGAGCUCCUGCUGCCGGGCGUGGCCGUGCUGAGCCGCUAUUGGCCCGUUCUCCAGGCCGUGGCCACGCUGCCCCUGCUGCUGCUGCUUUCCUACUGGUGCUGUGCGUCAGUGUUUCCCGAGUCUCCUCGCUGGCUGCUCGCCACAGAUCAGAUUCCGCAGGCCAAGCGGAGCCUCCUGGAAUUCGCCACCAGGAACGGCGUUUGCAUGCAAGAUGAGAUUUACCCCGGGGAAACUCUGCUCUCAGAGAUAGAUUCGGCACACGGGGACGACUGUCAGCCCAGGUACCAUUCAGUUCUGGAGCUGCGCCGGACCCGGGUCAUCUGGAAGAACUGUCUCAUCCUCAGCUUCACUCUGUUUAUUGGAACAGGCAUCCAGUACUGCUUCACCAGAAACCUGCACAUUUACUCCACUAACUUCUACUUCAGCUACUUCCUGCGCGUGAUCACCGGGGCACUGGCCUGCGUCUUCAUCUGCCUGUCGGUCAACCACUUUGGUCGGCGCGGAAUGCUGCUGCUGUCCGCCAUCAUCACGGGGCUGUCCUCGCUGCUGCUGCUGGCCCUCACACAGUACCUCCAGGGUGGCCUGGUGCUGGUGCUGUCCGUCGUGGGUCUGCUGUUCUCCCAGGCUCUGGCCAUGCUCAGCGCCUUCUUUGCCUGUGAGGUGAUGCCCACUGUGGUCCGAGGUGGCUGCUUCGGCCUGGUGAUGGCGGCGGGGUGCGUGGGCAUGGCCGCCUCCUCCCUCAUGGAGCUCCAGAACAACGGCGGCUACUUCCUGCACCACGUCAUCUUCGCCUCCUUCGCCGUCCUCUCCGUCCUGUGCAUCAUGCUGCUGCCCGAGAGCAAGCGCAAGUCGCUGCCGGACUCCAUGAAGGAGGGCGAGAGCCAGCGCCGGCCGCCGCUCUUCCUGUCGCGGCCCGACCGGGACAACCUGCCGCUGCUGUGCACGCGGGCCCCUCUGUCCGAGUACAACCCGGAUAACUACUCCCGCCUGGUGUCCGCCACCAGGAAGAUGUUGGCCAAAGACAGCCUGCCGUACAGGAUCGCCGCGCCGGGUCAUCCCCCGCUGCUGUCGGACAGCGACACGCAGGAGCGGGAGGCCGAGACACAAAGGGAGGUCUUAAUGUAGCCGUCGCACCACUCGCCUCCACCGGUCAAACUUGAACUCCUUCUAAAAAAAAUACCUCAGUCCUGCUCUCAGUCUUUAUUAGAAUAAAAUAAAAAAGUCACAAGCUGGGAGUUAUUCAGCUGAAGAACUGACCUCAGCUCGGGACACAGUGCACUUUAGAGCACCGGCUCCACUUUUCUGCAGCACUCCUGUCUCCCUGUUGUAUCUAUUUUCCCCCCCCACACACACACACUCACAUUCAUGUAUUGUGCAACAAGCCCUAAGUAUCAUCCAGAUCUGAGUACAUGCAAAACGUCUCUGUAAAAACGCUCGUGCGGGCGGUUUUAAGCUGAUAAAGAAACCCAAAAAGAAUUUCACUGACUAUUUGUCGAGAAACAUUUGAGCUCAAUUGGCUCAUCUUUUGGGAGGUAUUCAGACCCACGUGACGGACAAAGGGUUUUGUUGAAUCAAAUCUGAGGCGUGCGGAUGCUGCUGGUUGUGCGAGAAGCAGCCCUUUGUCCGGUAAUGGGUGACGUGUAGUUUGACAGAGUCUGGCCAAAUACCUCACCGGUAGGGCCUUAGUGCUGAGAGGAGCCUGAGUGUCACCAGGAAUCACAAGACUGAGGGCUCUGCAGGAAGCACGGGUCUCUGGACAUCACGAUUCUCCGGGCAUGGCUUCCUUAACAAGCCCUGCUAAUUCAUAUAUUUAAUAACAUGCAGAGAAGUCUCUGAGGCACAAGAGUUAAGAGCUGUUCUAACCACCGUGGGGCUGACGGAGAGAGGAGCGAGGCAUACCACGGACAAACGACAGCACCGAUGCUGGGAUGUUUCAGAAGACCAUCUCACUGAAGGGAGUUUUAUCCUUAUGGAUUUAGGAAUAUAUAAUGUUUAAUGCUGAGAAGUUGUGAUGUUUAAGCUCCUACAGCUUCCAACAGCAUCACCGGAACUGUAUUUUCCUUAAAAGAUUGACUUUUGCUUUUUUUUGAGCUAUGAGAAAAUGUUUGUCAAUGCAAAAAGGUCCUACCGAUGCUAAGUUAAGCUUAGCACAGUUUUGCUGCGUCUGUCUGUUUUUAUCCAAUGAAAAACAUUUCAAACAAAUGGGGCCUUUUCUAUGACUUGGACAUUACACUUCACACCUCACAGAAUGAAAUCAAGACUUGUUUCCCUUAUCAAUCCAA